UCGAGCUGAGUGCAGAUGAGUCGAAACCGAGCACCAGUGUCAGGAACUCCGUUGCUGGCGACGCGAUAUACCGGACCGGCCUCAGACAAAACAAGACAUUUCCAGGAGAGCUUCUGCGUUUUCUGCGUUUUCUGCGUAAAUGUUGAUUGCGUGUGUGAGAUUGUGCAGCAAGGAAAGAUUUUGACAUGCGAUAUGGGGACCACGCGGUUGCUGCUUUUGACGAUUACAGCGGCUCUGUUGGUAGAGACGCAAACUCAGUCAAGUUGGCUUCGGUGGUUAGAUAAGCCAUAUCAAGUCGCACGCAGAGGUUUCACAUCCGGACUACUGAAAACCGGAAGUGCGUCUAAACGAGGUAUCGCCACGGCCAUGUCAGCAGCGAACAGUCUGCGGGCCACCUCUCAGCACUUCAACAGCAAGUUCCAAGAGCCGGUGCCAGACGACUCUCCGUUCCCCUGCGACACUGGGCCUGAAUCGCCCGGUGCGCGAUCAGCCACGCGACCUACCAGCGUCCACCGCCUGCGCCCGGGUGACAUUGACGUCGUCGGUGCGAUGGGCGACAGCCUGACGGCAGGCACCGGAACUGCCGCGGCCGGGUUGGUCGAGUUGGCGGUCGAGAACAGGGGGAUGUCGUGGUCCGGAGGCGGAGAGUCAACAUGGCGCGAAUACUUGACGUUACCCAAUAUCCUGAGGGAAUACAACCCCGCCCUGAUCGGAUACUCCCUCAAGGACUCGCUUGGAUCCGAGGUGAACUCGCAGUUCAAUGUCGCCGAGCCCCUCGCCGAAACCAGAGAUAUGGCGUUCCAGGCGAAACUUCUGGUUCGGCGCAUGCGCUCUGACAAGCGCGUCAACUACAAGGACGACUGGAAGAUGGUGACAAUGAUGAUCGGAAGUAAUGACUUCUGCUCAGAAAUGUGCUACCUGAAAGACAUUUCCGUCACAUCGGAGCUUCACAAAAAAGAACUCACGACGGCCUUGGACUACCUGAGGGACAACAUGCCACGGACGAUCGUCAACUUAGUGGCCCCACCUCAGCUGCGGAUUAUCCAGGAUUUCAAAGGAAAGUCAGCACUGUGUGCCCUGAUCAAUGACGUUGAGUGCCCCUGUCUGUUCGGACUGCGAUGGCAGCAUCUGAAGGACAACUUCACGCAAAUAAUGCGAGACGUACAGAAAACAGAUUUGGAAUUGGCAACCAGCGGUCGGUAUAAUUCUAAGGACGACUUCGCCGUUGUUGGCCACAGAUUCCUUACUGAGGCCACGAUACCAAACAAGAGGACACCAAGAGGAGACGUCACCGACUUCUCGUUCCUAUCCGAGGACUGUUUCCACUUCAGCCAGAAAACGCACGCAAUGGCUGCCAAUUCGCUCUGGAAUUCGUUACUGGAGCCAGUAGGGAAUAAGACACCUCACGCCGUCGAGCUACCUUUCUCACGUUUCCUGUGCCCAGCAGAAGAGAGCCCUUACAUCUUCACAGACAGGAACAGCGUCACGUGACGACAGCUUCUAACCCCAACCACAACGCCCAAAAAUGUAACACGCAUAAACUGAAAGGACAAGGGGUCCUUGAGUCCUUCGCUCGCUUCAGGCCGCUGGACGGUUUCUCGUAAAACCUGAUAUUACAGGUCCUAACAAAAGCAAGCAGCCAUUUAGAUUUGUAUAAAGAUCUGAUCUUACGUAUAAGUUGUCUAAUUAAAAUAAUAAACGUCUUAUUGACAUUUUCCGUCUAAAAGUAAUAUAAAGUAAAAUAAAUUUGUACACGCUAGAAUAAAUAUAUUGAGAGAAAUGUAGACGCUCCUUUGCAACGUUGUUCUAGGGUAACAUUUUAAUAUUUUUAUGCUAAGCAUCGUCGUUUGUGAGACCUAAUUAAUAUUUAAAUUGCGCAUGUGUGCUUUGUACUUACGAUUUAUUCCGUACUCUAGUCAGUGUGGCUAACUUUAUCAUCUAUGGAAUAUGUAUUUAUUUGAUAGUUUGUAAUAUAAAGACAAAGCCUAAUUAAAAUCAUUGGCCCCA
Molecule: messenger RNA, 2007 nt
Organism: Zootermopsis nevadensis
Lineage: Eukaryota; Metazoa; Arthropoda; Insecta; Blattodea; Termopsidae
Product: phospholipase B1, membrane-associated
Biological process (GO): phospholipid metabolic process
Molecular function (GO): glycerophospholipase activity
Source: RefSeq, a predicted model, not a curated record